Messenger RNA from Gloeophyllum trabeum ATCC 11539, 4077 nucleotides. RefSeq lists its product as uncharacterized. The record is from RefSeq and is a predicted model, not a curated record. Gene Ontology annotation, molecular function: protein binding. Gene Ontology annotation, biological process: deadenylation-independent decapping of nuclear-transcribed mRNA. NCBI's taxonomy places the organism in Eukaryota, Fungi, Basidiomycota, Agaricomycetes, Gloeophyllales, Gloeophyllaceae. Gene Ontology annotation, cellular component: P-body. The coding region runs from base 1 to 4077 and encodes 1358 amino acids. The transcript is spliced from 10 exons.
AUGCUAUCGCAGCAAGCACGCGUAUCUCCCCCUCUAUCUCUUCAUGAAUCCACACGCUCCUCGCCUCCGAACCAUCUUGAUUCCUUGUUUCAGAACCUCAACGCUGCUCCGGCUGGCGGGAGCGGAAUUUCUUACGGACCGCCUGUACAUAAUAAUAACUCGGCGCCUGCAACCCCCAUGUCGUCCAUGACGGCGUCCUCAGCACCGGGUGCCGCGGCUACGGAUAGACAGAGCGCCUUAUUAUCUCUUCUGGGGUCUGUAGGCUCAUCUGCUCCCGCUGCGCCUGAGGCUAGUGCCAGUGAAGCGCCCGCUCCCCAGCAAAUUCCUACACCUCCUGGAUCGGCUCAGAGAGCUGGUUAUGCAACCAGCAAUGAGGCCCGGGGCAACUUUUUGCUGGAACAGCUGAUGUCAGGUAACGCACCGCGGUCCGAUUACACUGAUUCCCAGCGCAACAUUCAGCCUUCGGGCUCCUCUCCUAGCUAUAUUGAUUCCUCGCUUGACACGCCUUCACACCAUGAAAACGACAUAUAUGACAUUCUUGGGGCCUCGUUUGGUCCGCAUGAGGCUUCCCGUGAGCCUGCUGCGCGCCCGUCACAAUAUCCUGCCCAGCAACCUCCACCACAACCUCCUUCCCCGACACGGAAAUCUAUGUUUGAUUUUGUAUCUCCAUUCGACGCACUGGCGUCCUCGUCUUCUUCGGCGAAGAAGAAGCCUGCCCCCGCUGAGCCGCCGAGCGAAGACUCCUGGACUUCGGUGUCUGUUUCCACGGACCCCAAGCGGAAAUCCGUCGAGAAUCUUAUGGACCAGUUGACAAGGGGACAGCCACCUUUACCGGCUCCUCAACGGGCGCAGGCACCCCAGAGCUCCUAUGAUCCCUACCAACGCAGUGAUGACUCUUCCGCCGCUGAACAGGCCGGGCCUAUCUUGCCUCCCCCUCCCUUGCCUCCGAAGCCAGCCGAACAUGUCUCUCCUCGAGCGUCGCCCCCGAAGGUUGCUGCUCAGCAUCGUCAACAACAACCCCGGUCGACUGAGUCGCCCCUGGGCCAGCCCGGAGGGCAAGGAAAUGGCCCACCCGGGCGAAGAGACAAGGAAAGUUCUCCUGUGCCUCGAUCCAAGAAUGGUGGGCAUGACGGCAGAGGCGGUAAGGCUGCUGGCCAGCGAAACAAAUCUCGUGCAAGCCCUGGUCCUCACACCCAAAACAUAUUCGUCGAUGUCUCUCAGCCCUUGGACGAGAUACAAGCCCCUCGGGAUGCCGUCAAGUCAACCGCCAUAGCCCUCGUGAAAGUUGAUUCGACGUUCCUGCCCGGUACGACUAUAGGCGCUACGCACUGGGUAGCAUAUGCGAUGACCCGAGGACGUAUUCGCGUCAUAUCCAGGUCAAGUGGCGAUCGUACGCUCUUGCAACUCCCUCCUAUCUUCCCCCAGUCUACGGCUGUCACCGACAUGGCGGUAUACCGCAACAGGCUGGCCGGUGUGACGUCCGAUGGAGGCUUCGUGGUUUGGGACUUGCCUGAAGUCAUCACAGACGAUGUUCCUGGUCAGUUGUUGCUCUGCGUUUACCCCUCUAGCGGAGCGGAGGCGCUACACAGUGUCAAAUGGCAUCCGAAGGACCCGGAUACGCUGGCCGUCGCGUCGGAGAGCAAGGUCUAUCUCAUCAACAUAGCGGAUGCUGCCCAUGCCUUUGGUGGUGAUCCUAUUUCUCAGUCCGAGCUAUCGCGCACGAGUCAUAUCUUCAAUAUGUCCGCGCCCCUCAUCUCCUUCGACUUCGACGUCUACAACUAUGCAAUUGCUACGAUUUCUGAGGACUCUGCCCUGACGUACUGGAGUAUUCGUGAUAGACUGCCUUUCUGGUCACAAAAAAUCCGAGGAGAAGACCUUCCAUCUUCCAUUACUAUAGUGGACAACGGAGUUGUCAUUGGCCGGAAGAACGGUACCAUUUUCCAGCUCCUCCCAAUUAUGAGCAAGAACGUCCUUUCUUCUGUCAAGUUCGUAAAUGGGGACAAGGACGACCCUGAUAUGUUCGGCCAUGCGAAUUAUGACUCUCGAAUACAAACUCUCUGGAUUGCCAACAACAGGCGGGAUAGUAUGAUCGCGCUGAAAAUCAAUAUUGAGCUGCCCGAAACUCAUGCCAACGGCGACGAAGUGAGAGGAGCUUUCGACCGGGUGGUUGAGUUCGGCGGACCCAAGCCAACUAUCCACUUCGUCAUCCUUACCGGCGAUGCCGAUCCUCACGGAGACGAGGCCCGUGCUGCUUGCGUCGCGGCAAAAGUGCCCCCGGGAGAGUUAGCGCUGGUUGCGUUUUCCGUUCACUCGGGUGGUGUCGACCAGGUGCUGAUCCGCAAGGAAUGGUACGAUUCGGCCCUCGCGAGUGUCUCCUCUAGAUUCCCGACAUCUGUGCCUCCUGUUGCUGGGCCUGCAACUCGCGGCGAUAUCGGCAGGAAACGCCAGGUUCAGUCUAUCCAAGAUGUCCAUGGACCUCUGCAACAGUCCUAUGCCGCUCAGUCUGUCGGUCUGUCCGCUGCUCCUGCCAGACCCAGAACCCCUCCAUCCGAGGAGGUCGAUAGUGAACAGGCUCGCGAGGAAGGCCGUUUCCAAGACAUGAAAGGGAAAGCAGCUAAGGGCAAGAGCGUCGGCUGGAAAGACGGUGACUCUGGCAAGGAGAGGGCCGGCAAGGAAGAGCAGGCACUGGCUGAUCCUUCUGUUCCGAGCAACAUCUCGAAGGAGAUGAAGAGGAUGGAGGAGAGCCUCCAUACCCGACUCGGCCGGCUGAUCGGAAAGGAGUUGGAUAAGCAACACCAACGGUUGGAGGAAGUCAGGGUCAGCGAGCAGGCAGCUGAUUUCGCUAGACAAGAGAAACUUCUGAAGCUGAUUUCGAACGAGUUGACAAAGAACACGACUCGCGUCGUGGAAAUGGCGGUCAAGAAUGAAGUGCAAAAUUCCGUCCUGCCGUCUCUCGAGAAUAUCACCAAAAAUGAGGUCAAGUCUUUGGUGAAUGGCCAAAUAGCAAAGGGCGUUUCAGACGCCGUGAAGCAGAGUCUACCAAACGAGAUUGAAAGGAUGCUGUUGCGUCCUGACGUUUCCACUCACUUCGCUAGGAACUUCUCUUCAACAGUCACGCCGAUUAUCGAGCGUCAGGUCAAGGACGCUGUUACUAAGACCCUCAUACCGGCUUACUCGCAACAGACCUCUUCCAUGCAACAAGACAUAUCUCAUGAGAUCCGCUCUGAGCUUGCAACCCUCAGGAAGGACAUCAUGUCAUGGCAGACCGAGACACUGCGGGGACAUGAGUCUCUGAUCAGAGAGCUCGAGCAAAAUGUCCGGACCCUGUCUGAUCAAGUCAAAUAUUUGAGCAUGAAUGCUUCCUUGAGCGUUCCCUCUAGCCAUCACGCCCUCCAAAAUCGUGCCUCUCCAGUCCCCAGUAGUUCACAGACUAGCCUCCCUCAAUAUAAUCAAUCUCAUAUGCGACAGCCGAGUCUACCGACCGCCUCGCAGUCGUCGGCAUACGCUCAGAGUCAUGGGCCAUACCAACCUCUGGGUCCGUCCUCUGUCCCUGGACCAUGGAUGCCACCCAACAUCGCUGCCCCCCAAGCGUCCCACCCUAUCGCACCUCCUCCGCCUCCACCACCUCCUGUCAUCCGACAGACGCCUCCUGCCACAAAUGAAGAGUGGGAUGACACGUAUCUGGCCGUCCUGGGCACUCAGGAUCCCCGACAGCUGCGCGAAUUGCUGGCGCGGUCCAAUCCUGAGGUUAUCAUGCCCCUGUCUGGCCCCAGUCCUUUGUCGCAAGCGGUAGUCCUGACACUUGUCCAUCGACUGGCCGCCGCCGUUGGCGAGACGUCCCCUGUCGAUGAAAGCUUCAAGUCAUCUCUCUGGUGGCUGCAGCGCGCCGCCUCCAUCCUCAAUACCAAUGACCCUCUAAUCUCUCCAUACAUCGCCCGCGUGCUACCUAACGUCCAACAGAUGCUUAAUACUACAAGACAGCGCCUUUCUAUUCUCCCCGGUGGCUCGCCUCAGCUGCAAGACUCAGCUAGGGUGAUCUCCGAUGUUCAGGACGUCCUCAGUCGCAAGCCGCUGUAG